Messenger RNA from Mangifera indica (mango), 919 nucleotides. RefSeq names its product protein phosphatase inhibitor 2-like. Gene Ontology annotation, molecular function: protein phosphatase inhibitor activity. Lineage: Eukaryota; Viridiplantae; Streptophyta; Magnoliopsida; Sapindales; Anacardiaceae. Bases 245 to 805 code for a protein of 186 amino acids. The transcript is spliced from 6 exons. Gene Ontology annotation, biological process: regulation of signal transduction. The record is from RefSeq and is a predicted model, not a curated record.
GGGAGGCAAAAUCAAGGAGAAGCAAACGAGCGAAACACUAGUAAAAAUUCUCAGGCAAGAAGCGCGAUUGACAGGGCUUGGGGAUUAACUAGUCAGAGCUUGAUGAAUUGGCAAUGGUAGUAAGACCUGAUUAUAAAAACUGGCUUGAAAACUGCAGUGUUGCUGCCCACAUUAUUUUUUCGAAGUUAAUUGAGUGACCACCUGGUGUGCUGUUGGUCUUGAAGGGGAUAACCAGUUCUGCGGAAUGAAUAAGAGGGGUAGUCAUGUGAGAUGGGAUGAAGCUAAUCUGGGGGAAAUUGAAGCAAAUAAACCGGUAAGGCAGAAAAUUACUGAACCCAAGACACCUUAUCACCCCAGGAUUAAUGACGAUGGUUCUCUGUCACCCGUUUGGGGUAGCUUUAGCGAAUGUGUCAACUCUGUUACUGCAAUGGAUGCUGAAGAAUUACGGACUGCUUUGAAUGAUGUUGCUUCUUCUAGUAGGGAAACUACUAGCCCAUCUGGCUGGUCAUCAUCAGAGGAUGAGGCAGAUCCUAUAGAACAAGAGGAUGAAGAUUCUGAAAUAGGUAGGAGUUUGAGUUUUAAAGAACACAGAAAAGCACACUAUGAUGAAUUUCUGACAGUAAAAGAACUCUUGCGGAAUGGUUCUCUGCUCGAUGAUGAAGACAAGGACGAGGGCGAGGAGCAAAAUGAUGGAAGAUCUGCUUUAUCGUCAUCAUUUAGUGGUGGUGUGAAGCGUAUAGACACUGAUGGGGAGACUGCUAAUUCACCUGAACAAUCUUCAUCACUACCGGCUAAUGGAGCUUAGUAGCUGUCUGGCAAGUCAUGUCGGAGAUGUAAAGCUGAUUAUUUUCGCAUCUUUGCUUACAAUAUAUCCCCGUGUAUGUUAACUAACAAUGAAGUACGUGAAUCCUGUUUCCAA